CUCCAGUACAAGCCAUUCCCCCGCCGCCGCCGCCUCCCCCACCGGAGCCGGCGAGCCGCCGCCUCCCCAUCGUCACCGCCACCACCACCACGUCCUCCUCAAGGUCUACGGCUCGGCGCCGCUGCCGCCUUCCCCCAACUAGUGAAGCCCCCCCCCCCCUUCCGCCUCUCUGCUCGCCAUCCAUGCCCCCUCUUCCUCGCCGCCAUGCUAGCAGAGUCGGGGGUGGGGCAACGAUCGGCAUCUCUGCUUGGCGGCGGAGAUUGCAAGCGUUCAGCCGGCGACGAGUUUUGGGAUCCAUGAACAGCAUAAUGUGGCUGCACUGGUGCAACAGUUAGUAUGGACAACAGUCGGUGAUUCAUCAAGCAUGGGGCAGCAGCUGCAAUGGCAUGGCCGUGCUCAAGGAAACAAAGCUAACCUAUGUCCCAUCUUUUGAAGCACUGCUACAAAAUUGCAAAUUGAAAUUUACUCCUCAUUAGUCCCAUUUCCUGCUGAGUUGUUGCCUUAUUGGUCUUCCUAGUGAUUUAUUAUGAGCUUUUCACCCCAGAAGAGGUUACUGAUCCAGCUGUAAGCAUGGUGUUGAUUCAAGAGGAAACUUAAGUAGGAAGAAAGGUAUAAGUAACCGCAGGAAGGAAGAUGUCACUAGAGUCUCCUGAGGUCCAAAGAACCAUCUGGGAAGAAAAGAUAAGAAUGAAGUGCAGAAGAAGCAAAAGCUCUGAUCCUCCUCAAAUAAUUUUCUUACUUCCUUCUGCAUUUGGAGUAAUGCAUUGCUUUCUGCACUACUUAUAGAGGAUUCGUACAGCCACCUGGGUCCAAAGUUUGAAAGUGAAAAGAAAUUUUGAAAAGGAUGGCUACCCCACAAUUGGACAAGAGAAUUCUUAGCGAACUUGAACUUAUGGGAUUCCCUACUGCUCGUUCAAUUAGGGCACUCCAUUUUUCUGGUAAUUCCAGUCUUGAAUCUGCAAUAAACUGGCUUCUGGAACAUGAAAAUGAUCCAGACAUUGAUCAGCUACCACUGAUUCCAAGAGAAAUCAACAUUGAAUGUGGUGAUACACCAAAUGAAGCGAGAAAUGACAUUCAAGGAAUGAGGGCUGAUGCCCAGGAGAGUAAACCAGAAGAGUCAACAGCAGCUGGAAGACAGAAGGAAACAUCACAGGUAGAAAGAGAACUUAAUGCAGAUCAAAACGAGGACGAAGUCAGAAGGAGGAUCAUAGAAUUGUUCAAGUCAAAACAGGAUGGUCAAGAAAGAGAAAGAGGUAGAAUCCGGAAUCAAUUACAAGAGGAUAAGAGGGAGAGGAUUCGAGCUGCUAAAGAUCUUAUGGAAGCAAAGAGGACUCUUGAGGAAAAUCAAAGAAAACGUGUGAUGGAGAGUCGAAAAGCAGAUCAAGAGGAGGAGAAAAGAACAAGAGAGAGAAUCCGGAAGCGUAUUGAAGAUGAUAAGGCAGAAAGAAGGCGAAGGCUUGGUUUGCCAAUGGAAAACCCAGUAGCUUCAGUCCCAACCUUAACUCCAACGAAGAUAAAACCUGUUGAACCUGCUGUGUCACCAGAACAACUGAGAGACUGCCUACGAAAUCUGAAAAAGAAUUACAAGGAUGACACUACUAAAGUCACAAGAGCAUUCCAAAUACUGCUGAAGAUAAUUGCCAACAUAGUGAAGAACCCAGAAGAGGAGAAGUUCAGGAGGAUUCGACUAAACAAUCCUGUUUUCAAGGAAAGAGUGGGCAAUUUGCAAGGAGGCGUAGAAUUCCUGGAGCUGUGCGGAUUCAUGAAGCUCGCGAUCAGCGGCUACCUGGUAAUGCCGAGGGAUAAUAUCAACUUGGCACUUCUCAAUGCUGCUGGAGUUGAGGUAGCAUCUGCAAUGGAAAACCCCUACUUUGGCCUACUCUCCAAGUGAAUGGAAGAUCCUUUCGGCUACUUCAUCAUGAGGAGGCAGCUGGUGCUGCUGCUUCUCUACAUCGUACAAUCCUCCUACUAGUGAUCAGUGAAUGGCCGCCACUACAAUGGGUCCAUCACAGCUGCUAGAAUCUGUUUCCUGUCGCCAACAUUCGUGUACGAUAUCUCUCGGUUAAUUUGGAACUAACGACAGAUCUAACACCUGGGUAAAAAACACUGGUGCUUCUCAAGUUGUAACGCAUACGAUGUGUCAUGUGUAUGUUCAUCCAGGAGGAAUAAAAAAUGAAAAAUAUAUACAUCACCUGCAAUGCUGUUAUGGUAA
Oryza sativa Japonica Group (Japanese rice) is the source of this 2212-nucleotide messenger RNA. RefSeq lists its product as uncharacterized. Gene Ontology annotation, molecular function: protein binding. The record is from RefSeq and is a predicted model, not a curated record. Lineage: Eukaryota; Viridiplantae; Streptophyta; Magnoliopsida; Poales; Poaceae.